AUGCCCCGACGAAGAAACCUUCGCCGACGAUCCAUCACUUCCGCUGGCCCGGGCGCGCUCCCACUAGACCCUGACCUUCCGCCUCCUUCCCCCAAUCAACAACACGAGCACCACCCCGAAUACUCUUCCAACGACGAUGUGACACUCUCUUCCAGCGACGGUCUCGACGGCGAAGGUUUGUUCUGGGUUCCCGCGCAUAUCCAUCCCGAACUCGCCCCCGGGGAGUUUCGCGCAUUCCUGAAAUCGCAUACCUCGUCCGACCCGACCCACGCGGACGCAAAUGACGCUGGCGAUGCUGAAGGUCUGGCUAGGUCGUCGUCGUGGCUAUCUAGAAACCCCUCAAGGCGCUCGGAGGGGCUGGGAAGGAAACGGUCAAUGCUGAGUAGGCAAUAUCAGCCCAAGGCGGGUGAUAAUGUCGAGGAAGAAAGGCCACCAUUGCCUAGCAGACGCCCUAUGAGCAUCUAUGGUGGCAAGUCGGGAGAGAAAGGGUUGACAUUGCAGGAUUUGCAAAAGCUGGAGCAGUUGGUAGACGAGACGGAUGAGACGGAUGACCCCGAGGAUAUGAGAAAGCUGUUGAGAAGAAGCUUGAGCAUGAAUGUCGCCCCCGGAUUCCUCCAAGACGAUGUUCCCUUGCCAGACGGCUCAGAACCCCCUCUCGUCGCGCCGCGACCAGGCUCCAUUCUUCGUCGAUCAGCACGUACCAAGAUUCGCAAAGCUGGUCUGCAGGGCGACGGUGGUGGUCAUCGCUUCGCCGCUACUAGAAAAGGUCGUACAACUGCUGCUCCCCAGGUCGAGAUUCCCGGUCUGGAAGACGACGACUAUGGAUCCCCAGGGGACUCGCCUCACCGAGGCAGCGACGAGAAUACGAGCUACGAAGGUGAUGAAAAGUAUCACGACGCUCAAGAUAUAGAGCGUAGACACUCGGAUGACUCUACGGACGAAGCCUACAUCUUUGAUGCCUACGCGCACGAGCCGAUGGAGAGCUUGUCUUCUUCGUCACAUGAUCAUUCCACCUCGACAUCACCGAGCCCUGAGCGAUCUCCCCCUCAGAAGAAAAUGUCACUCCCCCCCGUCUCUGAACCCACGGACUGGUUUUCCGAGCACGAGCGCACACCUACUGCCGACAAUACCGUGGCCUCGGGAAUGGACAACCUUUCACUUGAUGACUCUGUGACACCUACGCAGCGAUCCACUCUGUUGCCCAAUGAGCACGAACUUCCUCCUGGGAUGGCUCCUCCUCAACAGCGAAUCAACCUUCCCCCUCCUGCCCCUCCUGCCCUUGCUGCGCCCGCUGCUACUCCUGCACUUGCCCCCAUCUCCACAACUCCUUACGAGCCUCCAACUCUCACAAGGACCGAUACUGGUCUUUCCACGAGCAGCACAAAUACCAAGGAGAAGGAGAAAAAGAGUAAACUCUUUGGACGGAAAAAGGAAGACAAGGAGGACAAGAAGAAGAAAAAGGACAAGGACAGGUUCCUUGGUUCGCUCUUUGGUGGAAAGAAGAAGCAGGAAGAGCCCAGUCCGGUAUCCAACUUUUCUGCCGACGGGCGAGCUGCUGCCGCCGCCUUGCUGGGUAGUUCAAAGUCUGCAAGGUCGGCUGGCAUGCCACCUUCUCCGUCACCCACUUCCCCCGGCUUCCAAAGUUACGCCCGAUAUCCUAUCCACGUUGAAAGAGCAGUCUAUCGCCUCUCGCAUAUCAAGCUUGCCAACGCUCGUCGUCCUCUGUAUGAGCAAGUACUCAUUUCGAACUUGAUGUUCUGGUACUUGGGCAUCUUGGGGAGGAAUGUGACGGAGGAGAAGAAGGCGAAUGCGGAAGAGAAGAAGGAGGAGGCGAAACCUGUGGCCAAGGGUACUCCGCCAAAGCCUGCUGAUGUUGGUACGGCCGCCAAGCCAGGGCAGGUCAUACAUCGACCCCCUUUGCAGCCCAUCAACACCACCCCUCACAUCGAACCUCAGCUUUCGUCUCCCUCCCCCCAGUCUCCGGCAAAAAAGGCGGGCCUGAUCAAGCCAGAGAGAUCGAGGGAUGGGCGCAACAGCGAGGCGGCUGUGAGGACGCCACAGUAUGGGGUUCAGACGGCACAGGUAGAGCAGGAGGUGAGACAUGCGCAGAUGAAGCAGCAGCCUGCUCAGGCGCAGCUGCCUAUGCGCUCUCAUUCGCCUCACCCGCCUCCAUCUCAGUCACAGGCUCAACCUGCGUAUCAGGCCCAUCACGCGCCUCAGCAGCAGCAACACCAUGUCCAGCAGCAGAGGUCGGUGACGCCGAGUGGACCGGCCAGAACAAUCUCGCCACCCAGCCCUGGGUUGAAUGGGCCGAGGUCUCCAGAGGGAAACUAUCACAGGGAGAUUCCUAGCGCGGCUCGGGGCGUUCCCCAAUCGUCCUUUGGUCCUCCCCCUCCACCUCAAGGACUAGAUACAAGCAGGCAGCGCACGCUAUCGAACCCCAACCUCGGUGCACCCGUUCCGGUACAAGGAGGCCAACAAAGACGGGUGGUCACCGAGGGUCGCUCUCCUGUCGACGCUUCAAGGUCCCAUCAUGGCGCCCACGCCGGGCCCCAACCGGGUCAAUUGUUCCAAUACCCAGGAGGGGCCCAGGGGCAAACGCAGGGCCAAGCUGUCGGCCCGGCUUCUCCCUUUCCUCCACGCCCUUCUCAAUCCCCGGGGCCCCAGCCUGGUCAGGUCUAUUCGCGCUCGCCUCCUCCUCUGAAUGCCCAGCAAGGUAUGCCUCCUCAGCCUGGCCAGAUCUUCCAGCAUCCCCAUCACCAGCAGCAACAGCAUCAAGGCCAUCCUUCUCAGCAACGCUACCCCCAACAAGGAUAUGGUAGACCUUUGCCACCUACGGGGCAUCAGUCGCAAACACCAGGGCAACAAUGGGAGCCUCCUCAGCGUUUACCUCCUGGUGCUAGUCCGCCUCAGUGGGCCAGUCCGGGUCCACAGAGACCGCCUGCUCAGCAGAGCGGACAGUACGAUCCGAGGAGGACAUCACCUCAAGGUGGAUACCCUCCUCCUCAGGCGGCAGGACAGGCGUUUUAUGGGGCACAGGGGUCAGCGCCUUCUCAAGGGCGACCGGUGGCGGUGCAGCAGGGGCAGGGGUACCAUCAUGGAGGAGAGUACGCACAUCAUCGGUGA
This is a messenger RNA of Cryptococcus wingfieldii CBS 7118, 3126 nucleotides long. RefSeq lists its product as hypothetical. The transcript is spliced from 2 exons. The coding region runs from base 1 to 3126 and encodes 1041 amino acids. Gene Ontology annotation, biological process: positive regulation of G2/M transition of mitotic cell cycle; establishment of cell polarity. NCBI's taxonomy places the organism in Eukaryota, Fungi, Basidiomycota, Tremellomycetes, Tremellales, Cryptococcaceae. Gene Ontology annotation, cellular component: cell septum; cytoplasm. The record is from RefSeq and is a predicted model, not a curated record.